AUGACAUCCACUCAACCGAUUGUGGUCGUAGGAGCAGGUCCCUCCGGUCUACUUUUGGCCAAAUAUCUCGAACAGAACCAUGUCCCGGUGGUAGUGUACGAAUCUGAUCCUCAUGCCGGAUAUCGUCCUCAGGGAGGUACACUUGAUCUCCACGAGGACACCGGACUACUGGCCCUGAAGGAAACGGGUCUACUGGGAGGAGCGAGGGGGAUGAUGAGAUCCGAAGGUGAAGCUAUGAAAGUGGUUGAUAAAACUGGGAAAAUAUGGUUGGAUGAGAACGUCCAACAGGACCAGGAGCAACAGGGGCCACGCGAAGGCAGGGGUAUUGGUCAGCAGGAUGAGAUUAGGGGUAGACCAGAGAUUCAUAGGACCGACCUUCGUAAUCUACUCAUCCGUUCUCUUUCCCCUUCAAACAUAAAAUGGGACCACAAAAUCCACUCGAUCAUUCCCCUCUCCCAAACAUCCUACCAGCUCAACUUUGUCGACAAACCAUCGACCACAACUUCCUAUUUGGUCGGUGCCGAUGGCGCUUUCUCCCUAGCUCGUCCUUUAUUACAUGAUAUUGAACCUCAGUACUCGGGUAUAUCAAUGUACGAGCUUGAUAUACCUCCUUCGAACCUCACAUCUCACCUCGAAGCAUAUAUAGGUAAGGGAGCAUUGAUGAUGCUAGAUGAAGGGAAAGCAGUGAUGCCUCAGAUGAAUUCAGGAAGGAAAUGUAAAGUCUAUUUGGCAUUGAAAGUACCCAUCGAUUGGCAAAAACUGCAUCCCUUGCCUGAAGAUAACAAAUGA
This is a messenger RNA of Kwoniella mangroviensis CBS 8507, 789 nucleotides long. RefSeq lists its product as uncharacterized. The record is from RefSeq and is a predicted model, not a curated record. The transcript is spliced from 2 exons. Lineage: Eukaryota; Fungi; Basidiomycota; Tremellomycetes; Tremellales; Cryptococcaceae. The coding region runs from base 1 to 789 and encodes 262 amino acids.